Messenger RNA from Momordica charantia (bitter melon), 2223 nucleotides. Lineage: Eukaryota; Viridiplantae; Streptophyta; Magnoliopsida; Cucurbitales; Cucurbitaceae. The record is from RefSeq and is a predicted model, not a curated record.
AUACAUUUGGCCAUGGUAUAAAUACGGCUGAUAACGCAAAUUUCCCUUUUUGUAAUUGGUGAAAUUGAAGAACCCAAUUCCAAACAUUUGCCCAUUGAUGCUUCGUUUCGGCUCCCCUGUACCUUAACCGCAGCCAAGCUACAAAAAGCGAGGGAGGAGCAGCUUCUUUCCAACACAAUUUCGAGUUUUGCAGUCAAUUUCUCUCCCCCUUUGGCCUUUGCAGCUUCAAUGGAGGCCCUUCUUCUUACCCCACCCAGUUCACACCCACUCGCCUGGAAAUGUUUCGUUUCCUCCACUCCUUCCUUCUCCAAUGGGGUCUCUAUUUUGAUCGACAACGUUCCCGACCGUUCGGGUUCUGAUGCCGAGGAUAGCCUCAACGCGAUGCAGUAUUUGACCAGUAUUAUUUCUUCGCAAGUCUACGAUGUGGCUAUUGAGUCGCCGUUGCAGCUCGCGCCCAAGUUGUCCGAGCGUUUGGGGGUCAAUAUCUGGCUCAAGAGGGAGGACUUGCAGCCGGUGUUCUCAUUCAAGCUUCGAGGAGCUUAUAAUAUGAUGGCCAGACUUCCAAAAGAACAGUUGAAAAAGGGGGUUAUCUGCUCAUCAGCUGGAAAUCAUGCUCAAGGGGUUGCAUUAGCUGCUAAGCAAUUAGGAUGUGAUGCUGUGAUUGCUAUGCCUGUUACUACACCUGAAAUUAAGUGGCAGUCAGUUCAGAAAUUGGGUGCAACUGUUGUUCUUGUCGGAGAUUCUUAUGACGAGGCACAGGCAUAUGCUAAAAAGCGGAGCAAAGAGGAAGGUCGUACAUUUGUACCUCCUUUUGAUCACCCGGAUGUUAUAAUCGGGCAGGGUACCGUUGGGAUGGAAAUUGUGCGUCAAUUUUUGGAAAUGAAAUCGAAGGGCACAUUGCAUGCAAUUUUUGUUCCAGUUGGGGGUGGUGGUCUAAUAGCUGGUAUUGCCGCUUAUGUCAAGAGGGUUUCUCCUGAGGUAAAGAUUAUUGGGGUGGAGCCAUCUGAUGCAAAUGCUAUGGCAUUAUCAUUGUGUCAUGGCGAAAGAGUAAUAUUAGACAAGGCUGGUGGUUUUGCAGAUGGUGUAGCGGUUAAAGAAGUCGGGGAAGAGACCUUUCGCCUUUGCAAAGAACUCAUGGAUGGUGUAGUUCUUGUUAGUCGUGAUGCUAUAUGUGCCUCAAUAAAGGAUAUGUUCGAGGAGAAGAGGAGUAUCUUGGAACCUGCAGGUGCUCUUUCUCUUGCUGGGGCUGAGGCAUACUGCAAAUAUUAUGGCUUGAAGGGAGAAAAUGUUGUGGCAAUAACCAGUGGUGCAAAUAUGAACUUUGACAAGCUAAGAAUAGUUACUGAACUUGCCAAUGUUGGUCGUGAACGAGAGGCUGUGCUUGCAACUAUAGUGCCAGAGAAACCUGGAAGCUUCAAAAGAUUUUGUGAACUGGUUGGGCCUAUGAACAUUACAGAAUUUAAGUACAGAUAUAACUCUGAAAAAGAGGCUGUUGUUCUUUAUAGUGUUGGAAUGCAUAUGCCUUCAGAACUCGAAGAAAUGAAGAAGCGAAUGAAGUCUUCUCAACUUGAAACUUAUAAUCUCACAAAUAAUGAUCUUGUCAAGGAUCACUUACGUUACUUGAUGGGAGGCAAAUCAAAUGUUGAAAACGAAGUUCUUUGUCGAUUUAUUUUCCCAGAAAGGCCCGGUGCUCUAGAGAAGUUCUUAGAUGCUUUCAGUCCUCGCUGGAACAUUAGUUUAUUUCACUAUCGUGGGCAGGGUGAAACUGGUGCAAACAUAUUAGUUGGGUUUCAGAUUGAUAAAUCGGAAAUGGGUGAAUUUCACGAACGUGCUAGGAGGGUCGGGUACGAUUACAUUGUGGUAACUGAUGAUGGUGUCUUCCAACUUCUAAUGCACUCAUAGACCAGCCCUUGUUGUUCCUUUCGCAGUUUAAACGUCCACUAUCCACGAGUUGAGCGAAGUGAGAAAAGCGGGUACUCAAAUCUUGUACAUAGUAUUAGAGACAUGGCAUCCUUUAAAGCUACCAAGUUUCCUUUACCUUUGGAAUUUUGUAACGCCUGAUCAGCUUAUUGUUAUCUGCUUACACAAUCAGGGGUGGGGUUAUAAGUAGUAUCUUCUUCAUGUUGGGAUGAUGUUGGAAUAUCUCUGUUUGAUUUGUAUGAAUCUGAUCAAUCCAAUGAAUGAUGAUGGAAGUUAGUAAUAAUAUGGAGUUUAGUAGUGAAA